Messenger RNA from Lacerta agilis (Sand lizard), 1178 nucleotides. RefSeq names its product protein-glutamine gamma-glutamyltransferase 5-like. Lineage: Eukaryota; Metazoa; Chordata; Lepidosauria; Squamata; Lacertidae. Gene Ontology annotation, biological process: peptide cross-linking. The record is from RefSeq and is a predicted model, not a curated record. The transcript has 6 exons. Gene Ontology annotation, molecular function: protein-glutamine gamma-glutamyltransferase activity. Bases 1 to 1119 code for a protein of 372 amino acids.
AUGGCCCGAAAAGACAUAAACCAAGCAAUGAGUGACUGGCAAUAUCUGGAUCCAACACCUAUAGAAACUAGUAAAGGAUCAGUGUGCAGUGGCCCUAUCUGGGUCAAAAGCAUCAGAGAUGGAGAUGUGGAUACUGAUUCUGAUGGCCCUCGUGUAUUUUGUAUGCUAAAUGCAAGGAGUACAGCCUGGGUUUCUCAAGGUAGAGGCAAGAAGACAAAACUGCACUGUGAUAUCUGGCCUUGUGGGCAAUGUAUCAGCACCAAGAGUGUUGGAGGAGAUUUGCGUGAGGAUGUCACUGAUGCUUACAAGCAUGAAUUAGGUUUUCUGCAAGAGAAAAAAGCCUUCUAUAAAGCUUGCAGAAAAAUCAAUUCUCAAUACCUCAAUGCUCCCAAUUCUGAAAUUGACAAAGAUAUAGCAUCCCAGAGAAACAAAACUUUGAAAGACACUGGGAUGACAAUGAAAUUUAAGAUGGCUAAUUGUCCCCUUUAUGGUCAAGAUGUUCAAAUAAAGUGGAUGCUUGAAAACUUGUCGAAUGAGACUAAAGAAAGAAAAUUCAACCUUUGUGCUCAAGGAAUGAUAUAUAAUGGCUGUUCACUGGAUCCAAUCUGGAAAGACUGUGUGCAUGUUACACUUGGCCCCAAAGAAGUGAAGACGAUCAAGAUAGAGAUACCCUAUGAAAGUUAUGGCUCACACCUUUGUGAUUAUAAUAUUAUGAGGGUAGCAGCUGUCUCAAUGCCAGAGCCUAAGGGAGAAAUCAUGAUGGUGGAGAGGGAUAUCCUGAUUGACAGCCUACCCAUUGAGAUAAAGGUUUUUAACUAUCCGAAAUUGAAUGCACCAUGUUCAGCUGAAGUCACCUUCUCUAAUCCCCUCAAAGAAGAUCUCAAGAACUGUGUGCUGCACUUGGAGGGUUAUGGACUGUUUGGUGAGCCAAUCGCUACUGAACUGGGAACACUGGCUGCUAAUCACAAGGCACAAACAUGCGUUGAGUUUACUCCAUAUAGGAAUGGCAAACACCGAUUCAUUGCCAAUGUCAGCUGCAACAAGUUCUGUAACUGCAAAGGAUAUGCCAAUGUAGACAUGGGGAAUCCCCCAGCAACCUCUGGAGAAGGAGGAGCCUAAGUAAUACAAGAGGGAAAACACUGAAUCUGUAAAUAAUAAAUAUAUGUUUUGUAGUUCUA